Messenger RNA from Pelagomonas calceolata, 354 nucleotides. NCBI's taxonomy places the organism in Eukaryota, Pelagophyceae, Pelagomonadales, Pelagomonadaceae. The record is from the annotation of a GenBank genome assembly.
CAAGAAAAUGUCACUACGCUCCAGGCAGCCGACAACUACGCUGACACGCUUGUGAAACUAAAGCGCUUCGAAGAAGCCAAGUCUAUGAUGCGCAAAAUGGUGCCCAUAGCACGACGCGUUCUUGGCGAUCGUCACACAACCACGCUCAGACUGCGGUGGAUUUACGCGAAGGCGCUCUACAAACACGGCACGGCCGAGCCCCGUGAUCUUCGCGAGGCCCUUGAGACAGUUGAGGAGACGGCACCGACCGCGCGACGCGUGCUCGGUGGCGCGCACCCCUACGUGGUGAGCAUGGAGGGAUCCCUGCUGACCAUGCGCGCUACGCUCCGCGCCCGCGAAUCAGGCGCUCCCUAA